UUAUAGUGUAGCAUAUUGUUUUCUGAUUUAGUGUAGAAAGCGCGCAAAUUAAUGUAGAAAAAAGUAUUAACACUCAUGCAGAGAUACGUAUCAAAAAUAAAUAUCCACUCAUACAUGCUUCACACUUUUAAAUAAUUAUUAUCCUACCAGCAAAUUCCAAGCGUACAUAAAUAAUUCAAUGCCGAUCAACAACAAUUAGCACACCGCAUGCACCAACAACUGCACACAAAACUCCAUAAUAAUAGUACUACUUUGACCUUGAUCUUGAAUCUAAACUGCCGAGACCUCGUUGAAGUACUACUCCGAAAUCCGGCUGUACAGAAUCUCCUAACAUAUCAAAGGCGACUGCGGAAAUUAAUGAAUGAAUCGGAAACCCACUACGUAUAUUGGUAGGAGUACCGGUACGACUUUGGAUUGGUAGAUACCACGCUUCUCCUAACCAAGAGAACGCGAGCUGGCACCCCUCUUCUUCUUUUUAAGUCUGUAGUAAACCGAUGUAUAUAAGCAGUAUACUACAAAUAUUACUCCAAUAAAUAUAUCGUGCACUCUUGAACACUUAAAAAUAAACUUUGUAUUAGUAUACCGCCAAUAACAACAAAAUAAACAUGUUCGUUUACAGUGCCUCAAUUUUAAUUAAUAUACUUAGUGAGGAUGCUACAAGAAAAGUACUUUUAGUGUUUAUGGCAGUUUUAUUAUUAGUGAGAUCUCUUCAAUCUUGGCUGGAAAGCAGAAGCUUGCCACCAGGUCCUUGGGGAGUACCGGUGUUCGGUUCCCUGCUGAAAAUUAAAGGUGAUUUGCACCUUUUCUACAGGGACUUAACUCACAAAUAUGGCUCACUUAUUUCCACAAGGCUUGGUUCCCAACUCAUCGUUGUACUUAGUGAUUACAAAACCAUCCGAGAUGCAUUUAGAAAAGAGGAAUUUACUGGCAGGCCCAGUACUGAACUCACCAAUAUUUUGGAUGGUUACGGAGUAAUCAACACUUCUGGGAAACUAUGGAAAGAUCAGAGAAGAUUCCUUCACGAUGGCUUACGUCAUUUCGGCAUGUCGUACUUGAGCUCGAGAAAAGCACAAAUGGAAAAACGUAUUGUUAGUGAAGUUGACGAUUUUCUAACAGUUUUAAAAGCCACUAAUGGACAACCGAUAGACUUGAACCCAGUGCUGGCCGUGUCUGUUUCCAAUGUCAUAUGCGACGUUCUUAUGUCGGUUAAAUUUUUCCAUAACGAUGCCAGAUUCAGUCGGUUCAUGGAACUUAUCGAGGAAGGCUUUAAAUUGUUUGGAUCGUUAGAGUACGUUUUCUUUAUUCCCAUUUUGAGAUACCUGCCAACACAUAGCAAAACUCGAGAGAAGAUUACACUGAAUCGCAAAGAAAUGGCACAAUUCUUUCAAGACCAAAUCGAUGAGCACAAAAGAACAUUUGACCCCAGCCACCUCCGUGACCUUUUGGAUACUUACCUAUAUGAAAUUCAAAAAGCCAACGAAGAAGGUGUUGGUCACCACUUGUUCGAAGGAAAAGAUCACGAUCGCCAAAUGCAACAAAUUAUGGGGGACUUGUUUUCUGCCGGUAUGGAGACAAUUAAAAGCUCUUUGCAAUGGGCUGUUCUGUUUAUGUUGCACAAUCCUGAACAUAUGAAGGCAGUACAAGAAGAAUUGGAUCAAGUCGUUGGUAGACAGAGGUUACCCAAGUUAGAAGAUCUAGCUUAUUUGCCGGUAACUGAAUCUACUAUUUUGGAAGUUUUGAGGAUUUCUAGCAUCGUUCCAAUGGGCACCACUCAUUCGCCUAUCAGAGAUAUCAAGCUAAAUGGAUUCCAUUUACCUCGACAUGCUCAGGUAGUGCCACUAUUACACGCAGUCCACAUGGAUCCCACCUUGUGGAAGGAACCUGAAAAAUUUGAUCCGUCCAGAUUCGUUAACGGAGAAGGCAAAGUCCACAAACCUGAAUAUUUUUUACCAUUCGGAGUUGGAAGAAGAAUGUGCCUAGGAGAAGUAUUAGCAAGAAUGGAAAUUUUCUUAUUCUUAUCGUCACUUCUUCAUUCUUUUAAUGUUUGUGUACCUGAAGGAGAAACCCUACCAAAUUUAAAGGGUAUUGCUGGAGUAACGAUCAGUCCGAAACCAUACAGAGUGUGUCUAAAACUUAGACCAAUGCAAUGGGACAAUGAAGACAAUCUAAAGCCGUUUGCAAGACAUUAAAGGGCAAGUGUUCAAGAGCACGGUCAGAAUAUUGUUCCUAUUGUAUGUCACAGUACCUAACAAAAAAAAAAAAAAAAUUUAAAAAUCCGAGAAAAAGGAUCUUCGAUUUUUGAUCGGCUGUGCGUUUUAAAGUGUUCAUAAAUAAGUACCUACUUCUAGUAUAGUUUGAUAAUAUUGAGUGUUAUUAAUUAUUUCAUAGGUACUUCGUUUCGUUCCUUGUUUGUUAAGUUUUGUUUUAAGAUAAUAAUAUUUCCAAUGGAAAUGAUUUUAAAAGCAACCCAUAACAACCAAAGGCAAUUGGGUUUAAGCCCUUUUGAUAUUUUACAGUACAAUUGCUAGUCAAGCAUGUAUAUAGAAAAAUAAUUCUGUAAUUUUUACCAAGUUUGGCAUCUCCACGUCUUUUAUCGAUUUUACCAUUUUGACUUGACAGUUUUUUUUUAAAUAAAAUUCUGGUGGAUUUGUAAGCUUUAACAGGGGUUACCACACCUUCAACCACGGUGUCGUAUUUUUGUAUACACUUUUAUAAGGUUUUGAUAAUAUUUUUCAAUAUUAAAUUUGGUUUUUAAGUUGUUUCCAAGAAACAAUAAUUAAACAUAAUUUAUUGUGAUAAUAGUUUUUCAGGAUGUUUAAAAAUAUUAGUUAAUCUUAUUUUUACCAUAUUAUCGUUUUCAUUAUCAUAAAAUAUCAUAACCAUUACAUACAUACGUAAUACAUUAUUAUUUGUUUCGCAAUCGUGUAUUGUAUGGUAUACCAUCUUUUAGAGAGAAAGACUUCA
Ceutorhynchus assimilis (cabbage seed weevil) is the source of this 2964-nucleotide messenger RNA. NCBI's taxonomy places the organism in Eukaryota, Metazoa, Arthropoda, Insecta, Coleoptera, Curculionidae. The record is from the annotation of a GenBank genome assembly.